Messenger RNA from Sphaerodactylus townsendi, 1785 nucleotides. It is a transcript of the gene FAM180A, whose product is annotated as family with sequence similarity 180 member A. The coding region runs from base 182 to 712 and encodes 176 amino acids. The record is from RefSeq and is a predicted model, not a curated record. The transcript has 3 exons. NCBI's taxonomy places the organism in Eukaryota, Metazoa, Chordata, Lepidosauria, Squamata, Sphaerodactylidae.
UGGUUUCGAGCGAGGUGCUGCUACUGUGAUAACAAAUUGCCCCCGGAGAAAGCCAGCAAGAUCUCCUACCAGGGAAACAAACAAGGAUAAAAAUUAGGCAGCUGUUCCAGACAUAUAAGAAGGUUGGCAAGACAAGACUUAUCCAAUAGAAAAGCUCUGUGUCUCUUUUGGAAAAUCAAGGAUGCAGUGGAAGACUGUGUUGCUGCUCUUAUUAUAUUACAAUGCUCAUGCCACUGUACCUCCCAAGUGGAACCGAGCAAUGUUUUUCCCAUCGGCUCAACGAGUGAAGAGAUCCUCUGCUGUUCUUCUCAACCCGGUCCUUCAGAAAUCUCAGGAAGACGUGGACCUUCUAUUCGAGUUUCUAGCAGAGCUGGAAAUCAACAAGGAUCUGAAGAUCUCUGUCAAAGACCAGGAACUGGCUUCCUUGCGGGACGCUACGGCAUUUGACAUCCUUUGCAACGAUGUUAUCCCCAAGAGCAUCACAGACAUCCGCAGGCUAAAUGCCAGGCUUUUGGGCUACCCUGGGAUACUGAAAAAAGAAGACUUUGAAAGGACACUAUUAACCAUGGUCUACACAGCCUAUCGGGCAGCUCAGUCCCAAGGACACCAGAAAGACGCCUGGGCUGAAUCCUUUGUCAGUCUCUACAAGGUCCUGAAGCAUGACCUGAUGUUCCCAUCUCGCCAAACACCAUCAUCUCAGAGGACUUUAUAAAUCAGAAAUUCAUUUGCAUAACAGUGUACAUCCCUCUCUUUGCUGUGGAAAAAGAAAGUGUUUUUAAGACCCUUCAGGCAGGGAGACUUUCUUUAGACUCUAGCUCCCCCUAGAGGAUACCUGUAGUGAUAUUUCUAUUUUAAAAAAAUGGUUCAGGCAAGACUUCUCUGGUCAGCAUCUAGUUUUGCCAAAGGGGCUCUUAGUAAAGAGUGAUGGAGAAAGACCUCAAUGCAAGAAGCCUGAAGACUGGUUCCAUUGCCCUGGCAGUCCCUCCUUUUCCCUAUCUCUGAUGCUUUAUGUGUCCAUUAGAGGGGAGCAGUCAUUAACUCUCAAGGGCUGGAUUUAGCCUUUGGGUACCAGGUGCUUUUUCCUGCAGGAAAUGUUUUUCAGUAGCCCUGUGUAAGUCUGUUUCCUUUUCUGGUCGAACAGAUUUCAAUGGAUUUGUAGCAUUUCAAAAAGCUAGGAACUCUGAUAGACAGAGAUAACUUUGAGCCAAAAGAACAGAGUGUGUUCUACCUUUGACUUUAAAAAAAGAUGAAACAGAUUCCUGAAAAAGAGGUCCAUCAGUGGUGACUAGCCAAGGUAGCUUCAGAGAACCUUUACUUCCAGUGCUAGGAGGAAACAUCAGAGGAAUGCCUUGGCUUACAUCCCCUCCAGUUGACCUUCUAUGUUAGCUACAUUAUGAAAUAGGAUACUGAACUAGUUGGAUCACUGGUCUGAUCCAACAGGGCUCUUCUUAUGUGCUUGUAUCUCCAGCAGCUGUGACUCUGUCCUGCUGCCUGCCUUCUUCAUUCUUAGAUAGAAUGAAGGGUUCUGAUAAAGAGAACCAAGACCAAAGUAUCUCUAACACAUGAAGAACUUGGGAAGGUGUUUCUAAGUUCUGUAUGCUUCAGGCGUCACUGUUUUCUGAUUAAGCUGUUCUGCCGGCAUCACGUUUUUUUGAUUAAGCUGUUCUUAACAUAUUCCUGUGGUUCGUGAUUCUUGUUCAAAGGUAUCUGUAUGUGCUUUUAAAAGUGAGCUGCUGGGUAGUUUCCUCAGGGGAACAAAAUAAAGAGAGCAUGCUUCAGUGGUAA